AUGACAACAAUGUGGUUUAAAUUAAAUCCAAUUAAUAUAGUUGGUGAAUUUCUUAUUUAUCUAAUUGUUGAUAAUAUUACGAAAUGUAUGGUUAUUCGUGAAAGAAAAAAAAAUCAUUUUCAUAUAUUAAUAUAUGAAUGUAUAUUUCUGGGUUUUUUAAUUGGUUUUAUAUCAUUCUAUUAUUAUAUUCCAAAUGUACUUAUAUGUUUUCUAUUGUUUCAUAUUAUGGGAACAAUUUAUUCAAUAAAAGAUUUCACCAAAAUAAAACUAUUAAUUGAAAUUUGUCAAAAAAUACUAAAAUAUUUAUAUGAAUAUAUUACAAAUCUAACUUUUUGUCGUUUAUCUUCGAAAGUCGUGCAAACAAAUAAAAUUCCAAAAGAAUAUCAAUAUAACUAUAAUCUUAAGCCAACAAAUGAUAUUCGACUUCAACAAUCAUCAUUUACUCAAACAUUACCAAGACCAGGCAUUAUUAAUUUAUAUGGUACAACAUGUUCACUAAAUGCUCUAUUACAAAGUUUAGCAUCACUAAACAAAUUUUACUUAUUAUUACAGCGAAAUAUUAAUUUAUCACGCUUUAAUUAUGAUCCAGUCGUACCUGCAUUUCUUGAACUUAUUUCUCAAUUACGAAAUGAUCAUCGUACAUCAGAUUAUAAACAUUGGAAUAAACUUGUUGAUACAUCAGUAUUUAUUUCGAAAUUAAAUUUAAUUUAUACGAAUUUAUUAACAGAGAAUACAACAACAGAUAUAUGUGAAUUAUUUCAAUGUAUUAUUGAUAUACUUAAUAAUUCUUUAUCACAACAAUCAUCUAUCUAUUCAACAAAUGUUAUUGAACAAGUACAAAAUUCAAAAUUAACAACAUUGUCACUUGAAUAUUUAAAUAAAUUAUUUGUUGAAACAGAAGAACAACUUCAUGAUAAAAUAACCUUAGAUAAUCUUGAUGAACAAACAUCAAAUAUAAUUCAAUAUAUUGAUAUUACUUGGUUAUUACAUCAUAUACAAUUUGGUUCAACAAUGAAACAUACUUUUUCUGGACAAAUACUUCAUGCACAUUGUUGUAAUAAUUGUUCUCAUGUUCAUUUUCGUGCUGAGCCAUUUCAAAUAUUAACAUUAUCAAUCAAUAAAACAAAUCAAACAUUAGAACAAAUUAUUUCUCAAUUAACCAAAAUUGAAAUUAUAGACUCAAUAUCAUGUUCACAUUGUUCUAAUCAAAUACAAAAUGAACAAGAAAGAAUGACUAAACAUGAUGCACUUCUCAGUAAAAUAACAUCGACUGUAUCACCGAUUGUUACUUCACGUCGUCAACCUUCCGAUCAUAUAUUUUCAUCAACACCGAUAUCAUCUUCUACUAUAAAUAUUCUUCCAUCAACAAAAAAUCAUAUGCAUUAUAGAAUAAAAAGUCAAAAAAUGAUUUCGAAUUUUCCUGAUGUUCUUUGUGUUCAAUUAAAACGUUUUUCAUAUGAUCGUCUUUCGAAUAGAACAAUAAAAUUAAAUACAUCAAUUAUAAUUGAACCAGACAAAAUUCUUGAUUUGUCAUAUCUUCAUUAUACAACAUGGCUUGGAUUAAGAGAUUUAUCAAUUUCUUAUCAUUAUCGUUUAAUAGCUAUUUGUUUGCAUUUAUCAGAGAAUUCUUCUUCGUCAUUAUCAUCUAUACAAUUAACAAAAAGAAUAAAUGAACAUUAUGUUUGUUUAUAUCGUACAGAUCAUAAUCAAUGGUUUUUAAGUGAUGAUGAACAAUUUAUAAUGACAAUGAUAUGUAUUAUUUGUUUUAAUAAUCAUGCUGAAGAUGAUUGUCCAGAUUUUGUAUCAUCAUCAAAAAUGAAUGGAAUAGAAAAGAAACCAUCAUCAUCAUUGACUCGAAAUCUUUCAAAAGUUUUACUCUCAUUACCAACUCACAUUCAAAUGCGUCGUUGUGAUGAUACAAUAACAUUUUCACCAACAAUUCGUAUUUUAAAAACGACUAUUAUCGGUCCAUUUGAAGGACGUUUUAUACCAGAAGAUAAAUUAACAACAACACCACGCAAUGGAUUUCUUAUUAAAAUCUUUCGUGAAAAUGGUAAUAAUCUUGUACUUGAUGCAUCAGAUGAACGUAAAAAUAAUUGGUGUUGUUUGAUUCCACCAGCAAGAACAUCACAAGAAAUAAAUUGUUUGUUAUUUCAACGAAAAUAUAAACUUUACGCAAAAGUAGUUCGCACCAUUUUAGCAACAGAAUCAUUGAGCAUAUGGUAUUCAAGUAAUUAUGCUAAAGCCAUGGGCAUGCCCGAAACACCAGAUGGUGGUCCAUUAGCUCUCUAUGGUAAAACUGGUCGAAUGAUUUUUCGAUAA
Molecule: messenger RNA, 2322 nt
Organism: Rotaria sp. Silwood2
Lineage: Eukaryota; Metazoa; Rotifera; Eurotatoria; Philodinida; Philodinidae
Source: the annotation of a GenBank genome assembly